AAUUUGCGAAUAAUCAUUAUUUUAUUAGGAAGGUGAGAAGGUUCAGCGGAAUGUAACAACUGCGGAUACUUUAAUGGACCUAAUAAGAAAUUGUUUUCCUCCCAAUAUAAUCCAAGCUAACCUGCAACAAUAUCAGACAUCUAUUAUAUAUCCAGGGGAAGAAUUUAAUAAUAUAACUGGAGAGGAUCCUGAUGAUAAAAACACGUGGAAAGUUACAAGCAACUGGACAAAUUCUACAAAUAUUCUAGGACUCGUUGUUUUCUCAAUUGUGACAGGGAUAGCUAUAUCAUUAUCAGAAGAGGAGGGGAUACCGUUGCUGAGGUUUGUGGAGAGUGUUAGUGUUGUCAUGAUGAAGGUUACAACGUGGAUAAUCCAUCUAGCACCAAUAGGAGUUCUUUUCCUUAUAGCCAGUCAGAUACUGGAGAUGGAUAAUAUUGCUGAAGAGUUUGGUAAGCUUGGCUGGUAUUUUGGAACUGUCAUGCUAGGAUUAUGUAUUCACGCAUUCAUCACACUACCUCUCAUCUAUAUAAUAUGCACUCGAUCCCUACCAUUCAGAUUCCUGGCAAAUAUGGCAAAUGUUUAUGUGACGGCGUUUGGCACAGCUUCUAGCUCAGCUACUCUGCCAGUCACCAUGAACGCACUUGAGGACAAGAAUGGGGUUGACCCGCGUAUUAGUAGAUUUGUAUUGCCUAUUGGUGCAACUAUCAACAUGGACGGGACUGCUCUUUAUGAAGCUGUUGCGGCAAUUUUUAUUGCGCAGAUGAACGGUAUCUUUCCCAGCAUAGGCCAGAUAAUUGCAAUCUCUAUAACAGCAACCUGUGCUAGUAUUGGUGCUGCAGGAAUACCCCAGGCUGGAUUGGUAACCAUGGUUAUGGUUCUGGAUACAGUUGGUCUUCCAUCUGAAUCCAUAUCCAUAAUUCUAUCCCUUGAUUGGUUGCUGGAUAGGUUUCGCACGGCUAUAAAUGUACUUGGAGACACUAUAGGAGCUGGCAUUGUUGCACAUCUCAGUAAAAAGGAACUUGAAGAAAUGACACUGAAGGAAUUGAAAAUUGAAGAGGAAAAGGCGUUGGAAGAAGAAAAUGACAAACUAUAAACAUGAAGAAACUUAUUUUUUGUUUAGCAUUCACAAAAAUUCCAGAAAAUCGAAAAUUGAUGUCGUCUGCUUUGCGUAAUGCAUGUCUGUAUAUGAAUACUUUGUUAUAUGAAAAAGCAAAAAAAAUGCAAUUUCUUUAUGACCAAAAACUUUUAAAGAACUUGAGCUCUGAUGAAAUUUGUACAAUUUAUUUAAAUUUUAGUUAGAAAGUAAAAUCAAUUUUUUCGGAUUUAAAUUUUUUAAUGCAAUUUUUUAAAAAAGAUUUUUUUAUAGCAAGCUGCCAAGCAUAUAUAAAGUGUUAGACAGAGGGAAGUCUAAGAAUAAAACAAUAUUAUUAUUGAUAUAAAUUGUACAAAAUUAAGAAACUGAGUCUGAUUGAAAUCAAAUCUCAAGUUCUAUCAUUUAUUUGUCAUACUUCUAAUCAUACAAUACGAAUUUAAUAUCUAUGAUUUUCUAUUUUGUCUCAAAAUUUGUAUGUUCAGAAUUUUAUGAAAUAUAUGUAUGUACUCAUUAAAAAUUAAAUUUAGCAAGUGUAUUAAAGGAUAUGGAUCAACGAUGUAAUUAUUGUGUUUCAUCCUCACCAGUGUAUACCAGUAUAUUUAAAAAGAAAGACUCAAAUUUCAAAUUUUUCAUUAAAUGUUUCCUGCAUUUUAACAGCUUUUACACCCCUAUCUAACCCGAACCGAAAACCUUUAAAUACUAAAGCCUGUAUAUAGAUAUAUGUAUUAUCAGGUUGUGAACCGAACAAAAGGAAUAACACUCGAAAGAGGGAAAAUAAGGCGAGUUGGCAAGGAAAACACUCUUUCCAACCACACACAGAUA
Molecule: messenger RNA, 1915 nt
Organism: Eurytemora carolleeae
Lineage: Eukaryota; Metazoa; Arthropoda; Copepoda; Calanoida; Temoridae
Product: excitatory amino acid transporter 3
Exons: 14
Coding region: 74-1093 (339 amino acids)
Biological process (GO): L-glutamate transmembrane transport
Cellular component (GO): plasma membrane
Molecular function (GO): glutamate:sodium symporter activity; neutral L-amino acid transmembrane transporter activity; L-glutamate transmembrane transporter activity
Source: RefSeq, a predicted model, not a curated record